CAAAACGCAUAACACAUUCAAGAGCAGAGAUUAAAAACCAUCUCAGAGGAUGAAUGUUAUCAACAAAAUGGGGUUUUCUCUGACUGUGCUCCUCCUGGCUGCAUGGGGCUGUCUGGCAGAAGUGUCUUACAAUGAAGAAAGAAUGACACGCUCUGCAUCAGCCUCCAGUUUCCCAUCACUCCGUUCCAGGCGAAUGAUUAGGGGGAAGCAGGCCCCUCAUGUCCCCUGGCAGGCCAUGGUGUAUCUCUCUGACACUGUGGUGGACGGAGGCUAUGCAGGUGGUGCUCUCAUCUCUGACCGCUGGGUUUUGACGGCUGGAAGGAACGUUUUUGUCAGGAAGAGUCGGCAGGACAUUCAGGGAAAGGCUCCCGUAAUCCCAAAAGUGUACCUGGGAAUCUUGCGACGGGACGAAGCUGAUGCGACAAAAGAGGUCGAAGUGGAGAGGAUUGUUCUCCAUCCAGGCUUCCAGAACCAUUCUGACUGGGACAACGACCUGGCUCUGAUCCAGCUGAAGAAGCCCGUCGUUAUGAGCGAUAAAGUGACCCCCAUCCCCCUUCCUGAGGCAGGUCAGGACCUGGCCGACGCCGUAGGCGGGUUAGGGGUCAUCACGGGUUGGGGCUGGGGGAUGUUCCUCUCCUCUGCUACGUCGCUCAAACACCUCACACUCGCACUGGCCGAUCAUUCUGCAUGUAGAAGAGAAUAUGACGGAAUGAGUUUAACACCAGAUGUAGACGACAACAUGUUCUGCACAGGACCUGCAAGGUAUGAGGAAAAUGUUUGUUUUGGUGAUGCAGGAGGCGCUCUGGCUGUCACAGACGCCGCAACUGGAGACAUUUACGCUGCAGGGAUCCUUUCCUAUGACAAAUCCUGCAGCAGGUACCCGUACGGAGUCUAUAUGAAGCUUUCCUCAUAUUUGCCCUGGAUCCACAGUGUCAUCAGGGGAGACACAGAGAACUCGUUCUCUCUGCGCACUAACGCAAUGUCUAAGAUGUUCUUGCAGCCGUAGAGCUUCGGCCUCUGUUCUCUUGAUUUUGCUGAGAAAAUCAUUGUAUUGUAUUGACUCAGUGAAUUUUAUUAAACGUUUUCAGUGUAACAAAGAA
Molecule: messenger RNA, 1100 nt
Organism: Seriola aureovittata
Lineage: Eukaryota; Metazoa; Chordata; Actinopteri; Carangiformes; Carangidae
Gene: hp
Product: haptoglobin
Exons: 4
Coding region: 50-1006 (318 amino acids)
Biological process (GO): proteolysis
Molecular function (GO): serine-type endopeptidase activity
Source: RefSeq, a predicted model, not a curated record